CUGGUCAAUAGAAAACAGACAACCGCAGACAACGGUCUGCUGGACAAGAGAAUGCUUCAAUUCAGGGAGUACGCUAUUGCCAUCACGACGUUGUUAACUUCUCUCAUAUUCAGUGAUACACCUGGUGAUCCCGAGGGAUACGUCCGAGAUGCAACGAACAUUAAAACCUCCUAUGAUUUUAUUAUCAUCGGAGCGGGUUCCGCUGGGUCCGUGAUUGCCAAUCGACUUUCAGAGGUAGCUGAUUGGAAUAUUUUAUUGCUGGAAGCGGGAGGUGAUGAGAGCAUGGCUGGACAAAUUCCAAUCUUUGCAGCUAGCUUGCAGUUGACGAAUAAAGAUUGGCAGUACAAAACCACACCUCAGAAAAAUGCGUGCCUGAAAAAUCUUAAUCAACAAUGUCUCUGGCCUCGGGGUAAGAUGUUGGGUGGUAGUUCUUCCAUCAAUUACAUGUUGUACGUUCGAGGCAACAAAAAGGACUACGACGACUGGAGGGAUGUUUACGGAUGUGACGGCUGGGGAUACGACGAUGUUUUACCAUAUUUUAUCAAAUCGGAAGACAAUCAAAAUCCGUACCUGGCCGGAACUAAAUAUCACGGCAAAGGCGGAUAUUUGACAGUCGGCGAACCUGGCUUCCGUUCGCCAUUGGCUGCUGCAUUCAUCCAAGGUGGAGUGGAAAUGGGAUACGAAAAUCGCGAUUACAAUGGAGAAUUUCAAACAGGUUUCAUGUUUUCUCAGGGAACAAUCCGCCGCGGAAGUCGUUGCUCGACUUCGAAAGCUUUUCUACGGCCAGUCCGCAAUCGACCGAAUCUUCACAUCUCAAUGAAUUCGCAAGUUAUUAAAAUCAUGAUCGAUCCUGAUACGAAAACAGCGACGGGAGUUCAAUUUGAAAAGAAUGGCAGAAUGUACUUUGUUGAGGCGACUAAAGAAGUUGUUCUUUCCGCUGGGGCGGUUGCAUCACCACAAAUUCUCAUGUUGAGCGGAGUUGGCCCAAAAGAUCAUCUGGAAGAGAAAGGCAUCCCCCUAAUAUUGGAUAAACCCAAAGUUGGUGAAAACCUGCACGAUCACGUUGGACUUAUUGGAAUGGUCUUCCUUAUUGAUAAGCCAUACUCUCAAAUAUCAGCAUCAAGAAUUAUGAAUCUUCCGGUGCUUCUCAAUUAUACUCUAUUUGGAGGAAGUGCCAUGUCUACGUUGGGCGGAGUAGAAGGAGUUGCUUUCGUCAAAUCGAAGCUAGAAACAGAUACGGGCGAUUAUCCUGAUAUCCAAAUGCAUUUCGGCUCUGGUAGUGAUAUCUCUGAUGAUGGCGUAGGUAUUCGGUAUGCUCACGGCACUACGGAUGAAGUUUGGAACAAGUACUACAAGCCAAUAGUUAACCGAGACAGCUGGACUAUCUUCCCGUACUUUUUGCGGCCAAAGUCUCGAGGAAACAUUCGGCUGGCUUCAAACGAUCCUUACGACAAACCCCUCAUCAAUCCAAAUUAUUUUUCGGAUGACAGCGACUACGAUAUAAAAGUGACCGUCGAAUCCGUCAAGUUCUCUAUAGCCCUUAGCAAAACGGAAGCCUUUCAAAAAAUGGGUUCCAGGCUCUACGAUAUGCCUUACCCCGGAUGCGAAGAUAAACCACUUUGGACGGACGAAUAUUGGGCGUGCUGGAUCAAAUCGUCCAGUUUCACCUUGGCACAUACAGUGGGCACUUGUAGAAUGGGGGCCGCCACUGAUGAGAAGGCCGUUGUCGAUCCUGAAUUGAAAUUCAUUGGCAUCAAGAACCUUCGUGUAGCUGAUACAUCCGUUAUGCCGGCAGUACCCAGUGGAAAUUCUAACGCCGCAACGAUAAUGGUCGGAGAAAAGGCUUCGGACCUUAUCAAGAAAACUUGGUUGUAAAAUUUUUCCGGUGAAUCAUCAAUUAUUUAUUUGCUUCUAUUUAUGUUGUCUUAUCCAUAUAUUGCAAUGCAGUUUUUUAUAUCAUGAUUCAUGAUUCAAUUCAUGACACAAUUAUUUAACUGCAAUUUCAUAACAACUUGUUUCAAAUUACACACUUAUCUGCUACCUUC
This is a messenger RNA of Daphnia pulicaria, 2045 nucleotides long. RefSeq names its product glucose dehydrogenase [FAD, quinone]-like. Gene Ontology annotation, molecular function: oxidoreductase activity, acting on CH-OH group of donors; flavin adenine dinucleotide binding. Bases 52 to 1875 code for a protein of 607 amino acids. The transcript is spliced from 6 exons. NCBI's taxonomy places the organism in Eukaryota, Metazoa, Arthropoda, Branchiopoda, Diplostraca, Daphniidae. The record is from RefSeq and is a predicted model, not a curated record.